AUGCGGCAUGGGCAGCUCUGCUGCUGGGAGCAUCUCACUGUCACCCCAGGAAUAGAGGGGCUGCGCCCCCCCAAAAGCUCAGCGCUGAGCUGCCCCACAGCCCUGGACGGAGGGUCCCUGUCCCCACUGGGACCCAUGGGCACGUUUCCCAAAGGUUUAACCUCAAAUGUGCCCUGGUUUGAGCCCCGCUUGGGUGCAGGCAUGCCAGGCACUGCAGCUGCCCAGCCCCAGCAGGUGAACGGCGUCCUAGGGGGGUCCGUGCUGCUCUCCCUGGCUCUGUCCCCCAACAAGACAGUGAAGGAGAUCGAGUGGAGCUUUUCAGUUGGUGCCGGUGCUACCAUUCAAGUGGCAGAGUUUGGCCCCGGUGGCUUCAAGCACCCCGGCCCCAAGGACCAGUUCAAGGACCGGCUGGAGAUGUUCAACAAGACAGCGCUGAAGAUCGGGGCCCUGGAGCAGGGCGACAGUGGGGUCUACGGGGCUUGGAUUAAACUGCACCCGGCAGUGGUGGAGAAUCAGUCCUUCAACCUCUCUGUCUAUGGUGAGCAGCUGCAAAGCAGGCCGGUGCCAGUGCCGGGGAUCCGGCACCGGCUGCUCUCCCUCACCACCCAAGGGUGCAAUGUCACCCUGCGGUGCUGGGUGCCGGCUGGCAGUGAUGCUGAAGCCGUCUGGCAGCUCGGCAGCUCCCCCAGGACGCCGUGGGGACAGCUCUGUGAAGACAGCCAGACGCUGUGCCUGGCCGUGCCUGCCAGCACCUUCAACUCCAGCUACACCUGUGUGGCCCGAAAUCCCAUCCAGGAGAAGAACACCUCCAUCCGCCUGGAUGCCCUGUGCCAGCAGGCAGGGACGCCUGACUGGUGGAGGUGGCAUAUGUGCCUGGGGCCGCUGGCCAUGGGCGUGGGAGCCCUGCUCAGCGUCGUCUGGCUGCAGAGGAAGAAGAGGAGGAAGAAAGCAGCCGAAGGAGCUGCCCUCGCCUCCCCCUCCAGCGAGGAUGCUCUGCUGGAGCCAUUUUACGCCGAGACCCAAAGGAGAACCCCCCCUGAGACGCAUGAGUGGGUGAGGCUGGGGGGCCGGGGCCAAAUUUGGCUCCUGGCCAGUUGCACAGUGAUGCUGGGGCCGAAUUCGGCUCAUGCUGGGGCCAGGCUCCAGCUUUCAGCCCUUCCCUCCAGGUUGAGGGUCCCUCCAUGUCCCCGAAGUCCCCUGAGCUGGGGGCUGCAGCCCCCUUCCUCAAGCCCCAUCCCCCUGGAAGCGGCUCCUGGCUCCUGGGGUAGACGGGGAGGUGCCGCGAGGUGACAUUGAAGGGCACUUUCCAGGGCCACCAUGUCCCCGGGGGGCUCGUCCCCAGCCAGGGAGCGGCUGUGACCAUCCCCCUGCCAAAAGGUGGGUGGCUCAGUGGGGGUUUCCUCCCUGUUUUCUGGCCCCAAGCAGCGAGAGCACCCCACCACCAUCUACAGCUAGCUGCA
Harpia harpyja (harpy eagle) is the source of this 1460-nucleotide messenger RNA. RefSeq lists its product as uncharacterized. The record is from RefSeq and is a predicted model, not a curated record. Bases 1 to 1290 code for a protein of 429 amino acids. The transcript is spliced from 5 exons. NCBI's taxonomy places the organism in Eukaryota, Metazoa, Chordata, Aves, Accipitriformes, Accipitridae.